CGCUAUUCUUUGAAAAAGAAAGACACAUGAUGAGUCAUGUAGACGGAGAUUACUUGGCUACAUCCAAACUGUCACAGGUGUUUUUGUAAUCUCCUCGCCGCUUCACUUUGUGACUUUGACUUUCAUAUACGAAUAUAUGAAUGAUAUUAUAAACAAAAAUAAUACUCGUAAAACCUACCCGGCCACUUCACUUUGAUAUACUCAACUUGUUUGUUGGAAAGAAGCAGAAGAGAAGAGAAUAGGAUGGAUUCGAAAAUAUCGGUGACAGAAACAUGGAUGAGGAAACACCGGCUACAGUACGUGGGUGCCACCAGACAUCCUUUUAUUCUCAGCAUCCGUGAUGGUUCCCUUGAUUUUUCCUCUUUUAAAACCUGGCUGGGACAAGACUACAUAUUCGUGAGAGCGUUUAUCCCAUUUGUGGCAAGUAUAUUGAUGAAAUCAUGGAAGGAGUCGGGUAAUGAAGUCGAUAUGGAAGUGAUCUUGGGUGGUGUGGCUUCUUUAAAUGAUGAGAUCAAUUGGUUCAAGCAAGAAGCUCCCAAGUUUCAUGUUUCCCUUACCAGUGUCAUCCCUCAAACCGCAAACCUUAAAUAUUGCAGGUUUCUAGAGAGCUUAAUGAGUCCGGACAUCGCAUACCCUGUGGCGAUUACAGCGUUUUGGGCCAUGGAGGUUGUGUAUCAAGAAAGCUUUGCUCAUUGUCUUGAAGAUGGAAGUAAAAUCCCACAAGAGCUUCAAGGGACUUGUGAACGAUGGGGGAACGAAGGUUUUGGAGCAUAUUGUAAAUUGCUGCGAGAUAUGGCUGAUCGUUGCUUGCAAAAAGCGUCGCCAGAGGUUGUCUCAAAAGCAGAGGUGGUUUUUCUGAGUGUUCUUGAACAUGAAGUUGAGUUUUGGAACAUGAGUGUCAGAGAUGCAUGAGUUAGUAUGUGUAAAACGAGUUUGGACAAGUGUGUGGAUAUUGUUAAUAUUUUUCUGAAUAAUAUGUACUGUAUAUAAGUUUUACCAA
Messenger RNA from Erigeron canadensis, 1000 nucleotides. Its product is annotated as probable bifunctional TENA-E protein. The record is from RefSeq and is a predicted model, not a curated record. The transcript has 3 exons. Gene Ontology annotation, cellular component: cytosol. NCBI's taxonomy places the organism in Eukaryota, Viridiplantae, Streptophyta, Magnoliopsida, Asterales, Asteraceae. Bases 244 to 912 code for a protein of 222 amino acids.